AUGGGCCACCACAACCGCCACUUUGCCGGCGAUAGGUACGCCGGUGCUGGUGUCUGGGGAGCGCCCACAAGCACAGCCAACUUCUGCGAAGAGGAUUACGCUGUCACUCUCUACAUUGCAGAGUUUAUGAAUACCUUGACCAACUUAGCGUACAUCUACUUUGCCAUCCGCUAUCCAGGUGUCUCAUCGUCGAAGCAGACAGCGACAAAAGACAAGUCCCACCCCCCGGCGCCCUCGUGGACCCGCCCGGACUUCCUCGCCGUCUCCCUCUGGAUUCUUGGCACCUUUUCGCUCGUCUUCCAUGCCACCCUCAAGCAUGCGACGCAAUAUGGCGACGAGAUAGCCAUGCUGGUGCUGGCCGGAGCACUGCUGCGAGGUGUCUGGCCGCACAGUAUGGCCGCUACGGUCGGCUCGGCAGCUGCAGUGGUCGCGGCAUCGGCUCUCUAUCUCGUUACCGCCCAGAUCCUACACCACGUGUUCGCCUUCAACAGUAUGAUUCUCGUGACCGGCCUUCGCACGCUCUUCCUCAUUUUUUGGCGCAGGCCCGUCGCAAACCGGCCGCGAUACCUCCACCAGUUUUCCCGUGCCGUCGGCACCCUGGCCUUUGGUUACUUCCUCUGGCAGAUAGAUCUUGAGAUGUGUUCGAGCCUGCGUUCUGCACGCAAUUUUGUCGGCAUACCACUCGCCUGGCUACUUGAAUUUCAUGGCUGGUGGCAUAUUUGUACUGCUCUCGGCGCCAGCCUUUAUAUCCGGCUUAUCCGCGAUAUUGACCCUUGA
Messenger RNA from Grosmannia clavigera kw1407, 777 nucleotides. RefSeq names its product alkaline ceramidase family protein. The transcript has 3 exons. NCBI's taxonomy places the organism in Eukaryota, Fungi, Ascomycota, Sordariomycetes, Ophiostomatales, Ophiostomataceae. The coding region runs from base 1 to 777 and encodes 258 amino acids. Gene Ontology annotation, cellular component: endoplasmic reticulum membrane. Gene Ontology annotation, biological process: ceramide catabolic process; ceramide biosynthetic process. The record is from RefSeq and is a predicted model, not a curated record.